Molecule: messenger RNA, 3536 nt
Organism: Megalops cyprinoides (Indo-Pacific tarpon)
Lineage: Eukaryota; Metazoa; Chordata; Actinopteri; Elopiformes; Megalopidae
Gene: pofut3
Product: fucosyltransferase 10
Exons: 4
Coding region: 844-2271 (475 amino acids)
Cellular component (GO): Golgi membrane
Molecular function (GO): alpha-(1->3)-fucosyltransferase activity
Source: RefSeq, a predicted model, not a curated record
GCUAACGUUAGUUAGCAAAACAUCGCGCGUUUAUAAUGUUAUUUCGCUUAGUUUCGUCUGUGUUGUGUGGGAGAAAAUACUGCGCUCCUGUCGGAUGUUAAACUGUACCACAAUCGUACCGAUCACUGUCUCUUAUCGUGUAAAUUCGACUUUUUGUGGACCGAUACAUUUUGGGUCUAUGUUAGCUAAUUUAAACAUCCAGCCUUAAAAAUGGCUCCCACAAUGCCUGGAAAGUAAAGAUGUGUUUACCGAUAACGCGUCACAUUAGUUACUCUUAAGGUCUGUGUGACGAGUAGCUAUAUUUAAGUUUUAAAACUAGCUAGCUGACGAUUUAGGCUUUAUCUUACGACGCGAAAACAAUGUUGCUAUCUAGGGAUGUGUAGUUGAUGUUCUGGUCACGUUUUUGAAUCAUGACAUGGAUAAUGGUCUUGCUGAUUCCUGCUGUGGUCAGACCAGUUUAUAACACAGGUCUGUGCAGAAGUUUUCAUAUCUAUAACCACAGUUUUUAAAAAUCACAGUUGUUAACAUAACGUGGUUAGAUGAAAGCAAAACUUGGUUAACUGCUAAAACUUCUGACGGUUUCAUUUGAUUAUACUUUUGACCGAAAAGCGGACCUCGUCACGUUCCAGAAAAGCCUGUUCUCAUUUGCUCAUUGGAAUGAUAGGGUGGGACUUUCAAGGAUGGAUAUCUCAAAAGAGUCAGUUACGGUGCGGAGUUAGCUUGCAAUAUGUGCAAAAAUAUAUAUGUAUUGAAUAUUUUGUAACAAUUUAGUAAUGACUCGGAUUCAUACAUAAAGUGAUCUGUCCACACGACCCUGAUGCUCUCGUGCCGAGGACUCGGGAGAUGGCAAGACUUUCUUUGAAGAGACUUUUUGUUUUUUGUCUCGGCCUAUCAACAUUGUGUUUUCUUAUCAUUACCAUCCAGGUGCUGAUUGAACUGGGGCAGUUUGAGGGGAAGGCGCACAAACACAAGCUUCACCUGAAGAAGGACGGGCAACAGCCUGUGCGAGCGUGGAGCUUCCAGGAUGCCAGCCAUUUGACACGCAUGGGGGCACCUGGGGGCUCAGACGGCCAGUACCCGGUCAUUGUGUGGUGGUCUCCCCUGACCGGAGAAACAGGGAGGCUUGGGGAGUGCGGGAGAAACAAGUGCUUCUUCACCAUCAACAAGACCUACCACAAUCACCCGUCUACCCAGGCCUUCUUGUUUUACGGCACCGACUUCAACAUAGAAAGCCUCCCCCUGCCCAGGAAAGCUGGCCAUCACUGGGCCCUGUUCCAUGAGGAGUCCCCCAAAAACAACUACAAGCUCUUCCACGCGCCUGUCAUUACCCUCUUCAACCACACGGCCACCUUCAGCCGCCUCUCCCACCUGCCCCUCACCACUCAGUACCUGGAGAGCCUGGAGCACCUCACGUCCCAGGCCCACCUCGUCCCGCUGUCCCAGAAGAACCGGCUGAGGAGGACCCUGGCCCCGCUGGUCUACGUACAGUCGGACUGCGACCCCCCCUCGGACCGCGACGUCUUUGUGCGGGAGCUGAUGAGGUUCAUCCAGGUGGACUCCUACGGGGCGUGCCUGCACAACAAGGACCUGCCGCCGCACCUCAAGGACUCCACCGCCAUGGACGAGAGGGGCUUCCACAGGAUCCUGGCCCAGUACAAGUUCAUCCUGGCCUUCGAGAACGCCGUCUGCGACGACUACAUCACCGAGAAGCUGUGGAGGCCCCUCAAGCUGGGCGUGGUCCCCGUCUACUACGGGGCCCCCAACGUCGGCGCGUGGCUGCCUAGCAACAGGAGCGCGGUCGUCGUCGACCCCGACGAGUCGCCAGAGAGGCUGGCACGGUACCUGAAGAGGCUGGAUGAAAACGACCAGGAGUACGAGGCCUAUCUUGAAUGGAAGCACAAGCGCGAGGUCUCCAACCAGCGCUUACUGAUCGAGAUGAGGGACCGCAAGUGGGGCGUCCAGGAUAUCACGCAGGAGAACUAUAUCGACGUGUUUGAGUGCAUGGUGUGCAACAGGGUUUGGGAGAACAUCAACAGGCAGAAAGAGGGUCUGACCCCCAAAACCUGGCAGGCUCGGGCUAGCCACCUCAGGUGCCCACCUCCCAGGAUGUUUGCCUUCGACUCCGGCCCCACGAGCAGAAGCUCUCUGAGAGCGAUGUGGGGGCCCAGCUAUGACCAGUCCAAGAGGGAGGCCAGAGCGCUGCACCUGCUGGCCGAGAGGAACAGGAACUUCACUGUGGACCAGUUCUGGAAGCAGGUAUUCAGUGACUGAGGAGAGGCUGUCAGGAUAAUGGAGACAGUCUUUUGGUAAUGGGAAGAAAGCUCUCCUCCCGGCUCUGUGGGCUGAUACACAGAAGCUGGCGCUUAAUAUUUCCCUGUUGGGUUACAGCGCUCCACCAGGCCUGAAGUUCCAUCCUGUUUCUGUUUUUAAUUGUGCCUCAUGCAGCUUCAUGCAGGGCAACUUGCAUAUCUUACUUGUCACACACAUCACGAAUUUCAGUUUUUCACUGAAGCAUACCUUGAAAUACCCUGCUCCAGAGUAGGGUCCAGGAUUUUAUCCUGUAACGCUUUGGUUACGAGGCCAGCUCCUUGCCCACCGCCUCAAAUUGCAAACCCAGAUUCUGUUUUACUUGGUCAUUAUGUCUGGAAUUGCAAUACCCAGCAAAAUGGUCUGCUUUCGUCCACCUGCUCUAUCUGUAUGAAGUGACCUACGAUUGUAUCUGCGGCUGCCAAGUGAUAUCUAACCCAGUGCCAAAUGCAUAUGAUUAAGUCGUAUAUAACUCAAAGGAGUAACAGGAACGUUGUGUUUCGAUUACUUUAUCUAUACAGAUUCAAUUUAUAUUAUGCUAUUCUUAUGUAACUAAUGGGACUGCAGUUUUGGCAAGGACAAACCAUUUACUCUAAUGGUGUACAUUUUGAAAUAUUUUAUACCAAGUGUUCUGUUUGAUGGCCGCAUCAGUGACAUUGCGGUGCACUAAAAGGGUCUGUGACAGCUAAAUUGCAUAAAAGGAACGUACUCAGAGACACCAAGGGUUUUGGAAUCACCACCUAGAUGGCAAUUACAAGGCUAAUAAACACAUUACGUCCAAACAGACGCAGCCGUUUUUGUUUUGAAAAGAACGACCCUUUGUAUCAGAUUCGCAUCGAAGAUUCUGCCGUGAUGUAGUUUCUGUGCGGAUGCUGUACCCUGAAGAGAAUACCCUGCCUGCUGUCAGUAAUGAAAAUGAUUGCAGUGCUUCUAAUAUAUCUGCAAAAUCCUCAAAGAUUAGUCGAGGCUGAUGGAAUGAGGAAACACAGAUGGAAUCAGUGGCCGAUUUUAUGCUUCCACCGCUACGUAAAAAGAAAGAGAACGUUUCAAAAAUGCGGUUGUAUUUCUCUGGAAGUGUUUUUGUGUGGUACUGCAUGUAUAUUUCUACUCAUAGCCGACCUCCGUUUGGAUGAAUUUUAUUGUAAAUAUGUGUAUGAAAAUAUAAACUGUUUUACAUUAAUUUUGUGUUGUCAUACUUCAGCGCUGACUUGAAGAGGAAAUAAAUUAGA